Molecule: messenger RNA, 585 nt
Organism: Letharia lupina
Lineage: Eukaryota; Fungi; Ascomycota; Lecanoromycetes; Lecanorales; Parmeliaceae
Exons: 1
Coding region: 1-585 (194 amino acids)
Source: RefSeq, a predicted model, not a curated record
AUGACCAUCCACCGUCCGUCGUCUUCGCUCCCCAUGGAGGAGUCGGAGCCCACGGGUCCAUCGUGGCCUCCACAGUCUUACAAGCAGAUCAGCAACGAGCAGAGGAUAGGGCAUCAAAGGUCUAGAGUGGCGACCGUGAGCAAGAAACCAACCAGCCCCGAAGAUCAGAAACCAUGCGCUCAGAGAGAAUGGCGAGAGCUGCCCGUCUGGCGCCUUUGUUUGGUUAUCAUGCUGGUCUCUGCACUGGUAGUCUACUUCUGUUGCUCUCGUGACACAUACAGGAGAACUUUGGGAAAACAGAAGCUGCCGCCGGAAAUCCAUUCUGCGAAUGAGUACGAACCUUAUGCAAAAGAGCUGCAAAGUUGUAAGACGACAAGUUAUGAUUUAGUAUUUUCGUGUAUAGAGGUAGUCAAUAGUAACCUCGAAUACCAAAAGCACGCCGCGGACAAAACAGAUCACAUUGCUCGGACCAAGCAUGCGCGAGACCUGCACCAAUGUGAUAUGCUUCUGGACCAGGAGCAGCGCAAGCUUGAGGGGCUACACGGGCAGUUGAAGCAAAGCUCACGACUCAACGGCAGGAGAUGA